AUUGAGGUGUUGCAGUUUCCUGCAAUGUGGCUCUUUGAAACAACCAGUGUGAUAAUGGCGAUUACUCUCACGUUGCCAGGUUUUUGUGAGUGUAAUUGGGAGGUGACUUUCAACAAUACAACACCAUGUGCCUUAAGAGGGUCAUCUGUGGUGUUUGGAUGUAGUUAUGUCUACCCCUCAGACCAGACUAUAACAAACACCUUCUGGAAGUUCAAGUCUCAAAAUGAGGACAAGAAUUUCUUUGAGGCCCAGCAAUAUGGAGGACGUGUAGAAUACCUUGGAAAUAGAGAACACAACUGCACCUUGAGAAUUAAUAACCUAAUUAGUAGUGAUGCAAAUUCAUACCUCUUCAGAUUUAAGACAGUUAACAAUGGUGGCAAACCAGAUGCAUGGAACAGUAAAACAUGGGUUACACUAACUCUGACAGGGCUGACAGCUGUAGUAAAACCUGCCACUGUAAGAGAGGGAGAGAAGGUGACACUAAUGUGUGCCACAACCUGUACACUGAGUGACCAUACCACUAUUGUCUGGUUCAGGGAUGGACACUCAGUACCCAACACAGAGUUCCUGGCCAGCAUUGAGGAUUCUGGUAGAUACCAAUGUACUGUUCAAGGUCAAGAUAAUCUAACCUCUACUCCAGUGUCUCUUGAUGUCCAAUAUGCUCCAAAGAAUGUCACAUUGUCAGUCAGUCCAUCUGGAGAUGUUGUUAAGGGUAUCUCAGUCACUCUCACCUGCAGCUGCAGUGCAAACCCUACUGUGUUGAGCUACAUCCUGUAUAAGGAGAGUGGACAGCCCCUUACAACUCUAACACCAGCACAGAGUCACACCAUUCAUAACAUCCAUCCAGGGGACAGUGGAGGAUACUACUGUGAUGCCAGAAACAGUAUCAACACAGUCAGAUCUAAUGUAACUACCCUCAAUGUUCAGUACCCUCCUGAGGACAUCUCAGUAACAGUCAGUCCCUCUGGUCCAGUGGUAGAGGGCAGCUUUGUGAAUCUAACCUGCAGCAGCCAUGCUAAUCCAGCAGUGAGCUACAGCUGGUACAGAGUCAAUGGGAGCACCCCUGUCCAGUCAGGGACUCAGUUGUUAUUUGAGGCUGUCUCUCCUGCUAACUCAGGGAGGUAUUACUGUGAGGCAUGGAACAAACAUGGAGUCCUCAACUCAUCACUCCUGUUUCUUGAUGUUCUGUAUGCCCCAAGGAACACCUUGGUGUCAGUCAGUCCCUCUGGUCCAGUGUUAGAGAGAAGCUCUGUGAAUCUGACCUGCAGUAGCCAUGCCAACCCAGCAGUGGAGAACUACACCUGGUUUAAGAAGGAUGGAGCAGACACCUCACAGACAGGGUCAGGAGAAAUAUUGAGAUUGACCUCUCUAAUCUCAUCUGACAGUGGACAGUACUUCUGUGAGGCCAGGAACAGAGAAGGGGCUCACAACUCUACUGUGGUUCCUCUGACCAUACAGGGUGCCAAUCAUGCUACAAAUACUGUCCAAAUGCUAGUUUACAUUGGUUCCGCGCCCACAGCUUUCAUGGUGAUCAUUACUCUUGUGUUCCUAUGGAUGUGGAAGAGCCCGUUCAAAUUAUGUCAAAAGACUGCUGUGGACAAAAAGGACGAUCAAAACCCAGUCUUAUCCAGUAGAAGGACCAGUAAUGACCCAGCCACACAGGAAACUAGAACGGAGGAACAGGAACAUGCCCUCUAUGCCAACGUUCAACUGCCUCCCUCUCACACCCACCACCAAGACAGUUCUAUGUACUCUGUGGUCCAGCCACCACCUCCGCAGAACCCUCCAGACCCUCAUUACGCUACCUUUGACUUCCAGCAGUUCCACAGCUCCAUCGACAGAGCCCAAUUCUCCAGACCCCAUGGAGAGGAUGAUGUUAUAUACUCCAUGGUGAAAGCCAGACAGGCCAAUGUGGCAGACAACCUCCAGUAUGCCAGCAUCCAGUUCCCCCUCCCCAGUCCUACUGCCAGGCCAGAAGAAAGUUUAGAGGCGGACCAUUCUGUUAUCUACUCCACUGUUGCCAAACCUGAAGCCUGAAAAUAUCCUUUCAUAAUGUUGAAUAAACUAAGCAGCAUUGGAACGCAAGUUAAGAUAUGUAAAGUAUGCAAUUAAUAAGUAGUUAUGGUAAUAGAUGUAUAUGUCUUGUACUGUACUUGUAAUGUAUGUGUCUCAGGUGUGACGAUGAGUUUCCGUUGCUUGUGCAUGCUUCUAUCUUCCUAAUUGAAUGAUUGCACCUGUAAUUUCAUUGGUUGACUGUUUCUUUUUUUGUUUGAGGUGCGGCCGCCCAGGGAAAGGUGCUGGUAAGAGGGAAGUGGCCAUGUGUCUGGUUUAGUUUGUAACUAUCUGACUAAGUUUGAGAGAAUAUUGUUGAUUUAUCUUGAAUGGAAGUUGAAUUAAAGUUUUGUUAGAUCUUCCCUCGACUGCACCAGAACCUGUAUUUUUUGUUGUUUAGUUUGCUUUAUUGAUUAUGUACUGUUAUGACCUCCUUUUUGACCAGGCUGAGAGAGUCUCAGUAAUUCAAUUUGUAUUCACUAGUGGAGGAUUAAAAA
Messenger RNA from Coregonus clupeaformis (lake whitefish), 2549 nucleotides. RefSeq names its product B-cell receptor CD22-like. The record is from RefSeq and is a predicted model, not a curated record. The coding region runs from base 25 to 2037 and encodes 670 amino acids. NCBI's taxonomy places the organism in Eukaryota, Metazoa, Chordata, Actinopteri, Salmoniformes, Salmonidae. The transcript has 10 exons.